This is a messenger RNA of Benincasa hispida (wax gourd), 1030 nucleotides long. RefSeq names its product TBP-associated factor 11 (gene TAF11). The record is from RefSeq and is a predicted model, not a curated record. Gene Ontology annotation, biological process: RNA polymerase II preinitiation complex assembly; transcription initiation at RNA polymerase II promoter. Gene Ontology annotation, molecular function: RNA polymerase II general transcription initiation factor activity; protein heterodimerization activity. NCBI's taxonomy places the organism in Eukaryota, Viridiplantae, Streptophyta, Magnoliopsida, Cucurbitales, Cucurbitaceae. Gene Ontology annotation, cellular component: transcription factor TFIID complex; nucleus.
GAAAUGUAGGGGCUAAGUUAGAUUCUUUAAAUGUAUCUAUUCCUUGAAACGAAGCAAUCCACGAACUACAUCUGUUUUUCUUGUUCCAGGAAACCUAAUCAGAGAUAUUUCACAAGAAUGAAGCAAUCGAAGGACCCAUUUGAAGCGGCGUUCGAAGAGCAGGAGGAAUCGCCUCCGAACUCUCCUUCUGCCGUCGACGACCUCGAAAUUCCGACCAAUGUAGCCCCUGCUACCGCCGACGCUUUUGAUUUGCAAGACGCCGGCGACGAUGAUUCAAAAUCCGCUGCUGUUGCCACACAUUCCGCUGCUCCUGCAUCCUCCACUUCUAUGUUUGUUUCCUCUUCCUCCAAUGUCUCUGCCGCCCCUAAAACCAAAGAAGAUGAUGACGAAGAAGAGGAAGAGAAUGUCGAAGUUGAACUUGCCAAAUUUCCCUCGAGUGGUGAUCCAGAUAAGAAUAUGGCAAAGAUGCAAGCCAUUCUCUCACAAUUUACGGAAGAGCAGAUGAGUCGUUACGAGUCCUUUCGCAGAGCUGGAUUUCAGAAAGCUAAUAUGAAAAGGCUGUUAGCAAGCAUAUCGGGGACGCAGAAAAUUUCUGUACCAAUGACAAUCGUAGUGUCUGGUAUAGCUAAGAUGUUCGUUGGGGAACUCGUAGAAACAGCAAGAGUUGUUAUGACAGAGCGGAAUGAUUCGGGACCUAUCAGGCCAUGUCAUCUCAGAGAAGCAUAUAGAAGACUAAAGCUUGAAGGUAAGAUUCCUAGGAAAUCAGUGCCUAGGCUCUUUCGCUAAUCACUCUGUUUAAUUUAUAAUCUUUGCAUUAGGAGUUUUUGGAAGAAAAUUUCAAUAUUAAAGCAUCAAACUUAGCAAAACAUCUAAUAAAUAUAAGUUCAUACCAUAUUUUUGUACGAAUUGGCUUCUCAUUUUGCUACAAGCACGAAUUACUGAAGGGAGAAAAACACAAGCAUGGAUUUCAAAGCACUGGAAUUAAACCUAUACAUUUAAAUAGUAUAACACAUUUGAUAGUUAUAUGGAG